UCAUUCACAUUUCUGGCGAAUUCUUGUCACACAAUUCAGAAAGUGUAGAACUUCCUUAUGGACACAAUUUUACAGAGCUAAUCUCAAUCAAUUAAAUAAUGAUCACAUUGCUCUCAGCGCGCAACAGUUUCCCGGGUCUGGAUCGGUGUGGCACUAGGACCCAUAGCCGAUUUAUUCACUAGUGCGCUACUAUUGCCACUGAGAGGGCACCUCGUUCACUCCCUGGGUCCACCGUCUGCACGUGUCUGUCAUCCGAAGUGGAUAUGGCUGCGAACCGGGUCGGGAGGAGGUGUAACAACAAAGUCCAUUCCCCGAGUAGGGGUCCAGGGAGGGACCCGGGGCUUAGCUUGCAGAAGCGGCAAGCACGGGUCACGGUAAAGUACAACAGAAAGGAGCUCCAAAGGCGCUUGGAUGUGGAGAAGUGGAUUGACUGUAGUCUGGAGGAGCUCUAUGUGGGUAGGGAGGAGGAGAUGCCAGAGGAGGUGAACAUUGACGAGCUGUUAGACCUGAAGAGUGAUGAGGAGAGAACUCACAGGCUCCAGGAAAUGUUUCACACCUGCAACAACAACACAGAGGUAAGUGAGGUUUUCAUCAAGGAACUGGUGUUGAAACUCCAUGGGCUGCAGAAACAGGAGGACCUCCACAAUGAUGGCAUCGAACAACCCCAGCUACACAUCUUCCCCAACCGGCAAAACUCUGCAGACCGAGAGGUGAUCUGAAGGCCCUGUUAUGUUACCCUUCAACCCCAGAACCCAAUUCCCCAGCCCGAUGCCAUGGACCUUGCGGGUCUAUACACUGUCAAAUACACAUUAAACAGCUAGCCAGAUCGGACAACUUAUCGCAAACAUUGCAGACACCUUAUCUUCUGUCCACACGCACACACACAAACAACCACAAUGCACAGGCAGUCCCGCAACAUUUGUACCUCUACAAUGUCAAAUGAAUUAUGUUUUAUUUUUGUUAACUCAGUGUCAGAAAUGUGUGAAAUGCUGCUCUCUGUUGGGUCGCUACCGUUACUUGUGUUCUGUGUUUCCUCUAAUUGUUCUACUGUUCUCUCUUUUUUCAAGUAUAUUAUAUAAUGCUUUUAUUGGAAAAUCCAUUAAGGUAUCAACUGUUGGUCUGUGUCUUAUGUUGUGAGAUGCACCGCUGAUUCUGUUUAGCUCAUAAACCAGAACCAAAGAGUCCAGCAACAUACUGUAGAUACCAAUGUCAGUCUGAAGGUAAUAAAGACAUUACUGAGCUUUCAUAUACCCCAAUGGGUUAGUCGACGGUACCUAGCUACAAGCAGGCCUAUCAUAUUUUAAAACUGUGCAUCCAGUAACAUGAGACAAUAGUUAAUGGGGUCAACUGAAAAAAAUGAUAUAUAUUAUAAAGGGGAGAAAUAUUGUGUUGUGAUAUUCCCAAUGAUUUUAAUGACCAUAUACAUAAAGCUACAAAGGAUAUUUUUUUUAUGAAGGCCAAGCAGUAUUACUUGGUAGGUUGUCAACUGCCACUCACAAAGUCUGUUUAGGCUACUAUUAAGGAUAAUUUAAGAUCACACAACAUUUAAGCUGUCAGCAAUACCAGGUAUUUUAUUUCUUACCAAAGUGUAUAUCUAUAGAUGGAGUGCUGAGGAUUUUCAGUCUGCUAAAGGAUAGUAACCCAACUGCUUUACUGUGCCCCUAUGUACCACCUCAGGUACACAAUGUUUCCUAAUGUGUUGUUUUUUUAAACAUCAUUUUCAACACUGUUUGUAAAUGUGUAGUUCUCUGUUGGUUGGUUGUAUUGAUUGUAUAUUGGUUUAAAUACAUUUUGAAUUCAACGUU
This is a messenger RNA of Coregonus clupeaformis (lake whitefish), 1805 nucleotides long. RefSeq names its product protein phosphatase 1 regulatory subunit 14A. The coding region runs from base 264 to 719 and encodes 151 amino acids. Gene Ontology annotation, biological process: regulation of phosphorylation. Gene Ontology annotation, cellular component: cytoplasm. Gene Ontology annotation, molecular function: protein serine/threonine phosphatase inhibitor activity. Lineage: Eukaryota; Metazoa; Chordata; Actinopteri; Salmoniformes; Salmonidae. The transcript is spliced from 4 exons. The record is from RefSeq and is a predicted model, not a curated record.